AGACAUAAACACACUGACACUGGAUCACUGGAGCAAAAGGAGAGGAGAGACGGCUGGAAAGCUUCACUUUAGAGCGAAGGAGACAAUCCCCCCCAACUCCUGGACUACUUUUGCUGUAUUUCGUGAAACUUUUUUUGUGUGUUUGUCGGCCGUAUGGAUGUGAAUGUUGGAGCGGUUGUUGCCAUAUGUUGCCCGUAGUGUGUAGAAGUGUGUGGGUUAGUGUGUUUGGGAUGGAAAAGUGGAGCUGGCAAGACCAACAGCUCUGCUCUUAGCUUUAUGCCAUGGGGGGUUGCCAUAGUUACCCCUCGGCUACGGAGGCAGACGGGAAGACUCUUCAGCCUUCUGACAUCAGCAGUGACAAACUGGGAAUUAAUAACAAUAAUCAGGAAGAGCGUCCGUAUCUGCAGCAGCAGUAUGUGUGCCAGCGGAUCACACACACCGACAUGUUUGCCCUCACAGCGCUGCCGCCUGGCGUCGACAAGGCAGAGUGGCUCGCCAGCAACACUGUGGCAUUUUUCAAGCACAUAAACCUGUUCUCAAGCGCUCUGUCAGAGUUCUGCACACCCAGCACCUGCCCCACUGCCUGUGGACCAGGCAACACGGUUUAUUUCUGGACUGACGACCACGGCAGGAAGCUGAAAUGCUCUGCUCCGCUUUACUUUGACUACGCCAUGUCAUACAUUCAGGAGCUACUGACUGAUGAAGAUGUGUUCCCCACUAAAGCAGGUUCAGUAUUUCCGAAUGGCUUCGUCUUUCUGGUCCAGAAGGUGUUUUUGCUGCUGUUCAGGACUCUGGCUCACAUCUAUUGGUCUCACUACAGAGAGGCACUCGCUAUGGGCCUGCACCCACACCUCAACACACUCUUCAUACACCUCACGCUCUUCUGCCGGCAACAUGCGCUGCUGGAGCCGGAGGACACUGAGCCACUGCAGGACCUCAUCACAGCGCUGGGACAGCAAGGCUGAACCCAAGGCUGUACGUUGUUCUCAACACUCUCUUAUUUAUUUGUUGCAGCUGGUUUUCUGUGGCCGAUCUGAGCCAAACUAAAACUUACUUUACAAUAUGAAGAAAAAAGGAAAUCAGAGUAUCUAGCCCCUUGCUGUAUAUAGCUGCUAUCAGUUAUUUGUGUGAACCUAAUAUUGCAUGUUUUUUUUAACCUAACGGUGCAUCGUUGAUAAGGUCAAGAUCUUCAAGGUCACUCAUGUCUUCCUCACUGUAAGACGCUGUAAUAAAAAACCUUGUUAACUUUUUGGGUUUUCUUUAAAAAAAAAAAAAAAAAAAAAAGUAGCCAAACAAACCCACUUGGUGCCAUCAUUGUAUUUUGAACAUUUGCAAAACCCCCUCAGUUGAUGCAAAUGCUGUAUAAUCUCAUUUGUAAGGAAACGUUUCUCUGCACCUUCAUGUCUGAUUCUGUACUCUGUAGUAAACAUUUGUGACAUAUUGACUGUCCGAUGGAUUUAAAAAGAUGGAUUUGCUUUUUCUAGAAACUAUUAAAUAUCAAAAAUUGAAUUUGA
Molecule: messenger RNA, 1514 nt
Organism: Stegastes partitus (bicolor damselfish)
Lineage: Eukaryota; Metazoa; Chordata; Actinopteri; Pomacentridae
Product: MOB kinase activator 2
Exons: 5
Coding region: 282-965 (227 amino acids)
Source: RefSeq, a predicted model, not a curated record